Molecule: messenger RNA, 1332 nt
Organism: Trichomonas vaginalis G3
Lineage: Eukaryota; Parabasalia; Trichomonadida; Trichomonadidae
Product: RFWD3 protein family
Exons: 1
Coding region: 1-1332 (443 amino acids)
Biological process (GO): protein ubiquitination; interstrand cross-link repair
Cellular component (GO): nucleus
Molecular function (GO): ubiquitin protein ligase activity; protein binding
Source: RefSeq, a predicted model, not a curated record
AUGUUGAACAGUCAGGAGCUCCCCAUGAUGUGCAGUCUCUGCAAGCGUCCUGCUACUACCACUGGGGAGCACCAAGCCUGUGCUUUAUCGUGUGGCCAUAUUUUUGGAUAUAGCUGCAUUAUUAAUUAUUUUUCUUUAAAUCCUGACUGUCCUUUUUGCAAUACACCCAUCAGACAACGAGAAAUUCGCAUGUUAUUCUUUGAUAAUCACAUUCCUUUUUCAGAGGACGUCUUAAAAUCAGAACAUCAAAAAUUAAGAUUAAAAGAAGAUGAUUAUCAAGUACUUAUAAAAGAAAAGGCACAAUUAGAGAAACAAUUGGCACAACUACGAGAUGAUUUAGCUGCUAGAUACCAGCCGACAUACGAAAAAUCGCAAAGAAAAACAAUUCGCGUUUUAAAUCAACCAUCAAUCGUUUUAAACAGACCAAUCAACGAAGGAAAUAGAGUAUUAUUCAUAGGUGAUUACAUAGUAUACACAGAAUGCUUUUCAGAUCAAGUUUUCGGCAUAACAUAUGGAGAUAUCGACGAUCCACAAAAUUUUCAAAGAUUGAGUCUCCAUACGAUGCAGAUUCGAGAUAUGUCAGUCCACCCCUCUUCGACAUCCAUCAUUUCUACAGUUUCUAUCGAUAAAACCGUUUCAAUUGUAGAUUUAAUCAGCCAAAGGGUCUCUAGAGUAGACAUGGGAGUUCCUCUAUGGUCAUGCUGUUGGUUUGAUGACUCCACGGUCAUUGUUGGUGGCGAUAGAGGCACAAUUAUUGGAGUUAAUGUAAAUACGAUGCAAAAAACUUUCGAAAAGAGCGAACCAGGUCCACCUAUCUUUUCUCUUAAGACAAUAACUCCAACGACUGUUCUCACAGCCAACGGAAGACACACGCAAAUCUUCGAUUUGAACCAACAAAAGUUUUUUCCUGUUGAAGCUGCAGCGAACUCAGUUUUAUUCAAUGACGAGAAGCUCACGAACAUGCAGCAGCUCUUGAUAAUGACGAGGACAAGAGAGAAAGACGCACACGCAUUGUUCUGCAAGCUCCAAAACGGUGCUCCGUGGCCAGCUGUUUCUAUAAAGAUUCCUUACUUUUCUGGACUGAUAAAACCAUCUCUUGUUGAAACAGGAGGACAGAUAUACGUCGCACUGCCAAUGGAAGAUGAAAACGACUUCUCAUUCAGAAUGAUAUCAAAUCCACAAGUUGAUCUCUUCAUGAAGUGGAGAAACAGAUUUCCAAAACUUUCUAAACCUCCUUCUGAUUUGGCAAUGAUUGUGAAUGAUGACUUCCUUUUGGCUGUCGUCACAAAGGACAUGAUAAGAGUCUACGCUCUACCUAUAGAGACUGAUUAA